Molecule: messenger RNA, 432 nt
Organism: Ichthyophthirius multifiliis
Lineage: Eukaryota; Ciliophora; Oligohymenophorea; Hymenostomatida
Product: PAS domain S-box family protein
Exons: 1
Source: RefSeq, a predicted model, not a curated record
AUGCUUGUACAACCUUCCUAUCCUGCUUAUGGAAUAAACAGUUUUGAAUAUUUGAAAGGAGCAAUAAACUAAAUGUAUAUUUUGAAUUCAAAUAUGUAAAAGGAACACUCUAAAAAUUUAGCCUCACAUCAUGCUAAUUAUGUAAAUGCAUAUGAAAGUGUUAUGAUGAAUAAUAAAACAUGUGGUAUAUUAACAACUGAGAAAAAAGUAUCAACUUAAGAUUGCUAUGAUUAUGCAAAUGGAACUAUUAUGCAAGGUUUCGCUAUUGCUUUGCCUAGACAUAUUGAAAAUUUUAGAAUGGUUGCGACUAAAUUUGAAAAGUUAGCUUUGUAAUUCCCAAAUUAAGAAGAGCUUACAAGAAAUACAAUUAAAUUAAUGUAAGAAUAGUUUAUUAUUGAAAUAUAGAUUAUGUAAGACGUUUAUAUUAGGAAU